Molecule: messenger RNA, 2487 nt
Organism: Ooceraea biroi (clonal raider ant)
Lineage: Eukaryota; Metazoa; Arthropoda; Insecta; Hymenoptera; Formicidae
Product: activating signal cointegrator 1
Biological process (GO): rescue of stalled cytosolic ribosome
Cellular component (GO): nucleus; RQC-trigger complex
Molecular function (GO): zinc ion binding
Source: RefSeq, a predicted model, not a curated record
GAAUCUGCUUAAAAAAAAAAGACAGCUGAAUACCUUAACCUCAAAAUAAGAUUUUUGCGCUAGGUUAUGGUAUACUGAGGAUUAUUGUUCAUUCUUCAUCAGUUUGUUCAUUGUUCCUGCGAUAAUGGAAAAAUGGGUGGAAGAAAAAUUGUCCGAGUUAUUAAACUUUCCAGUCCCGGACGAUUUGUCCAGGUAUAUCAUGCAAAUGGAGAACGAAACAGACUUGGAAAACUACCUUACAGAACUUUUAGGCAACGAAAAUCCAAAGCAUAAACAGUUUAUGAUCGAAUGUAAAAAGCAACGUGCAUUUUACAAUAGUCAGACUGGCUAUAAGAAGACAAAUAAUAAUGAUAAUGCGACCAAUAAACAGAAUGAUAAGAAGAAGGGAAAGACAAAAGGAAAGGAAAAUGUUCAGAUACAAGAAACCACGAAGCCUGAAAAAUUAGAAAAGAAGAAAAAUAAGUUUGUUAAUUUAUUAUCACAUGGAGAUAUAAUUUUGAAAGGGCGUCACAGAUGUGACUGUGAAGCUAAAAGACACACAUUGAUUAACAAUUGUCUUAAUUGUGGAAGAAUAGUCUGCGCCCAAGAGGGUGCAGGGCCAUGCUUGUUCUGUGAAUCGCUCGUGUGUUCUCCGGAGCAGCAUAUAAUUCUUCAGAGUAACACCAGGCAAGCUAAUAAUUUAUACAAUAAAUUGAUGGAUCGGAAAUCAAAUAAAGGCCUCGAAGAUUCUCUCACACAGAGGGACAAGCUUCUCGAAUUUGAUCGCAAUAGCGCUCGUCGUACCAAAGUGAUUGACGACGAAGCAGAUUAUUACCAGUCCAAUAGCACUUGGCUCUCCACUGCAGAACGUGAAAAAUUAUCGAAACAGGAAGAGGAAGCCCAUGCUCGUAAACACGCGUCGCGUUUGGAUAGGAGGGUUACUAUAGAUUUUAUGGGUAGAGUAGUUAACGAAGAUCAAUCCGACAAUUGGCAAUUGGAAGAACCCGAUGAAACGGCAUCGUAUGAUCAUUUUGAAAAUCCGAAUGUCUGUCCAACGAUAGAAUUUGAUCGACCAACAUUUAUUGAGAUGGAAAUGAGCAAAGGGUCCAGAGAUCAUAUUACGUGGAACAUGGAGAGUAGAAUUCAGGAUAAAGAAUAUUUGGAAAUGUCUGACCAAGGUCUGUGUUUGAGUAUGCAUCAGCCUUAUGCAUCGUUGCUAGUGGCAGGAAUAAAAAUCCACGAAGGUAGAAGUUGGUACUCUUCCCACAGAGGAAGGUUGUGGAUAGCAUCAGCUGCCAAAGUACCUUCCACCGAAGAAAUAUCGAGCUUACAACAUGCUUAUCGCGUGUUAAAAAGCGAAAAAAUUAAAUUUCCCGAGACUUAUCCCACGAGUUGCUUGUUGGGCUGUGUAACAAUAACUGAUGUCUUAUCUCAAGAAGAAUAUAGAAAGUUAUAUCCAGAAGGGGAAAGCGAUAGCCCAUACGUGUUUAUAUGUGAAAAUCCUUACAUGUUACCGAUAUAUUUGCCUAUGAAGGGAAAACAUAAAAUUUAUAAAAUGGAUAAAAAACUUCAUCAAGCUGCUUCCAAAUACUUAGAAAAAGCUAUGAAAAUGACUAAUCUAUAACUGCCGUUCUUACUAGUUUCUUGUUUUUCUCUCGUCUUUCUUCUCUUUUGUCUACAUAUAAGUAGGAUGAAUUUCUCCCCAGGUAUGAUUUUAUUUAAUCGAUAGUUACUUUUGUGCACAUGUUUAUUUAUGUCAAUAAUUUAAAUGUUACACAUGCAUCCUAUUAAAAAUAAUUAUCUGUUUUGUACAAAUCGAUUUGUCUGAUAUAUAAUGCAUAUCUAAUAAAAAUUUUACAUAAAUAUAAUAUGCAUAUUAUAUUAAAUUUAUUACUUGUAUACAACAGAUUAUUUUACAACUUACAUAAACUCUGCAAGAAUGUUACAAUAUAACUAUGCAUGCUGUAUGCUGUCUAUGUCAUACUCUCAUACACUUCUUUGAUGAAAAAAUAUGACCAAUUUAUGACAGUUGUAACAUUAGACUUUUAUAAACGGUAUGAAAAAUUAUUUAUAUCGCGAGACAAUGUCUAUAUGUCUACAGUACAAACAAAUAUUCUUAUCUCAGUACAUCGCCUAUAUAUAUAUAUAAAGUUCAAGCAAUAGCCACUCUAUCACUUCAACGCAAAUGAAAUUGUGUAAGUUAGGCUAAGCUAGUACAGCCAAUAAAAAGUUCUUCUCGACUAUAAUAUCGUGUUAGUUAACAAAAAGGCUGGACAGUUGAACAUAAAUUAUUUAAAAAGUACGUUGUAUGAAGCAUUGUUAUAAUUAUCUAUUGAGCAAAAUUGUCUCUCGAAACAUAUAUUAUACUUUUACAUUAUACUAAUUAGCUACGUAUACGUAUUGUUUUGUGCAACAUUGACAAACUUGUGAAAACACAAUAGGCUAUAUGUAUCUUGCACAUAUGAAAUUAUCAAUAAUGUGAAACAGCAUUAAAUAAGAUGAAACAGA